UCACACUUUUGUAACAAAGUGUAAACUAAUUUAAAAAUCAUAACUAUUUUCGUCUUUUUCGAAGUACAAAAAAAUACAUUGUUACAUUUAGUGACAUCUUUGAAGAAUUAUGAUAAUUAAUGUUACCGGUCAUUGCUCUAUUUUAUAGACCUUUACAGCUUUACUAUAGAGAUAUAAAGAUAGAUUACGUAAGUCAUACAUUGUCGUGUAAGUGGAUGCGAUAUGGAAAUAGAAAAAGAACGCUGCAUAGUGGCGUUUAUCUGAUAGACAUGCAUACUGACACCGCUCAUUGAUCGGUGUUACACCGACAUAUUGACUAUAUGAAUGCGCAUACGGGAUUAAACGAACACACAAGAAGCCUCUACGUAGCGUUCUCUUUCUAUUUCUAUAUCGCUUUCUCAGCUCGCUCACGCACUCUAUCUGUAUAUCUUUAUAAAUUUUACAGUAUAAUAAUUGUGCUCGUGACCAAUAAUGCGAUAAGUAAAGUGCACUGAUAAGCAUUUUUUUCUUUUUUUUCUUUUUAUUCCCUAAAUAAAGAUAAUCUCGUGUAUUUUGACGCGAAAGAAUUUUUGCUAAGUGAAUAUGUCUCGAAAAGAUCAACAAAUUUUAAAACAGUUUUACAAUUGUUGUAUUUUACGCGAGGGGAAAAUCUUAAACGAAGAUUUAUGGGUUCGCGAUGGGAAAGUCGUUGACCCAGAAAAAAUUUUUUACGACGAAAAAGUCAAACCACAUAUAAGAAUCGAUUGCAACGGCGCGUUAAUUUCUCCUGGAUACAUUGAUCUUCAAAUCAAUGGUGGUUUUGGAAUAGAUUUUACACAUAAUGUUAAUGAUGUACAAGAAGGAAUUAAUAAAGUAGCCAAAAAAUUGCUUGAAUUUGGUGUAACAUCAUUUUGUCCAACUUUGGUUACAUCACCUAGUGAAACAUAUCAUAAGAUAUUACCAAACAUUAAGAGAACAAAAGGUGGGAAACAUGGUGCAACUGUAUUAGGAGUUCAUUUAGAAGGACCUUUCAUUAGUCCAAGUAAAAAGGGAGCUCAUCCAGAGAAUCAUAUAAAACAAUUUGAAAAAGGUUUCAAGUCAUUAAGUGAUAUGUAUGGAAGUUUAGAAAAUGUUUGUCUUGUAACAUUGGCACCUGAACUUCCUAAUGCCCAAUCUGUGAUUACAGAAUUGUGUAAAAGAAAUAUUACAGUUUCUCUUGGACAUUCUGUAGCAAAUUUGAAAGAAGGAGAAGAGGCUGUAAAGAAUGGAGCAUCCUUUAUUACCCAUCUUUUUAAUGCAAUGUUACCAUUUCAUCAUAGAGACCCAGGAUUAGUUGGUCUCUUAACAUCUGAUCAAGUUCAUCCUGGAAAAAUUAUCCAUUAUGGCAUAAUUGCAGAUGGAAUUCAUACUCAUCCAGCAGCAUUGCGUAUAGCUCAUAGAACCCACCCUGAAGGUCUUGUUUUAGUUACUGAUGCACUGUCAGCACUAGGAUUAGAAGAAGGCAUACAUCAAUUAGGACAGCUUAAAAUCGAAAUGCGCUCGGGACGUGCAUAUAUUGCUGAGACAGAUAUACUGUGUGGAAGUACAGCAGAAAUGUCGAAAUGCGUUCGUCAUUUCAAAGAAGUAACAGGCUGUUCAAUAGUAGAAUCUUUAGAAGCUGCGACUCUCCAUCCGGCAAGAACCUUAGGUAUUGAAAAGACUAAAGGAGUCUUAAACUAUGAAGCAGAUGCCGAUAUGGUAAUGUUGAAUAAAAAUUUAGAACUAUUAUCGACGUGGAUAGCGGGAGAAUGUGUUCAUUGUAAUUGCAAGUAUGUUGAAUAUUGUCAGUAAAGCACAGAACAUACUAUUCAAAUAAUUGCUUAAUGCUCAUGGACAUAGGAAUUCCUGUGUCUAUGUCAAUAUUACUCAACAAUUGGUCACUUUUAUUAGGGAAAUUGGCGGAAUUGAUUUCACAAAACAUUCAGAAAAAAAUGUGGCCAUUUAGCCACUUGUAUUAAUUAUAUGAGCAUGUACUUUACAUGCCUUAAAUAUUACACUUUUCGUAUAUAAUGCGCGACGGCUGUGAAUAUCGUUCUAGCCAUAAUUUUAUUCAUCUAUCUAUUCAUAUUGUAAGAUAUACAAUUAUAUACGCAUUUUAUAUAAAAGUAUUUUUUACGAACGUACUUAUAUUUUGAUACAUAUAAAAUAAAGAUUAAUCUUUACCUUUAUUGUAUUGGAGGGAAUAUGCCUUUAAUGAUAUAAAGUCAAAAACAACUAUAUAAUUUUUAUCUUUAAAUUAACAACAAAAAGGUCAGUUAUUUUUUAUAGUUAGGUACAAAUAGGAUGUAUAUCUAUUUCGACAAAAAAUGUUAUUCGUUAUAAAAUAUUUAGAUAACAGUUUCAAAAUAUGUACAAAUAAAUUGUUAUUUUUAAUUCA
Messenger RNA from Bombus pascuorum, 2395 nucleotides. Its product is annotated as N-acetylglucosamine-6-phosphate deacetylase. The coding region runs from base 583 to 1809 and encodes 408 amino acids. Gene Ontology annotation, molecular function: N-acetylglucosamine-6-phosphate deacetylase activity. The transcript has 7 exons. The record is from RefSeq and is a predicted model, not a curated record. Gene Ontology annotation, biological process: N-acetylglucosamine catabolic process. Lineage: Eukaryota; Metazoa; Arthropoda; Insecta; Hymenoptera; Apidae.